Messenger RNA from Sporothrix schenckii 1099-18, 318 nucleotides. RefSeq lists its product as uncharacterized. The transcript has a single exon. The record is from RefSeq and is a predicted model, not a curated record. The coding region runs from base 1 to 318 and encodes 105 amino acids. Lineage: Eukaryota; Fungi; Ascomycota; Sordariomycetes; Ophiostomatales; Ophiostomataceae.
AUGCAUUACACGCCUCAUUACCACGCGCCUCCCAUACAGACCAAAAGCGAAGAAUUUAGACGGGGUAUGGGCCCGCCCGUCUUGGAGGGCUCCUUGUGGUACCAUGUAGUUUUAAUCGUCCUUGCCUGCAUUGUGGGCAUUAUCUACGACAUGCUCAAAACCAAGAAGCGAGAAGAAGCCGACAAAACCGAUCCGCAACUGUCUGAACCUUGCUGGCCCGUCCCUCCACCAGUCUCUGCAACAUCCGCCGCCACUGUGUCGGCCUCUGAUAAGCCUGCCGUCCACAAGAAGAAGGGAAAGGGAAAGAAGAAAGCCUAG